Molecule: messenger RNA, 5892 nt
Organism: Pyricularia oryzae 70-15
Lineage: Eukaryota; Fungi; Ascomycota; Sordariomycetes; Magnaporthales; Pyriculariaceae
Product: DNA polymerase zeta catalytic subunit
Exons: 1
Coding region: 157-5505 (1782 amino acids)
Biological process (GO): double-strand break repair via homologous recombination; error-prone translesion synthesis
Cellular component (GO): zeta DNA polymerase complex; nucleus
Molecular function (GO): DNA-directed DNA polymerase activity; DNA binding; nucleotide binding
Source: RefSeq, a predicted model, not a curated record
ACCUCUUGAGGAAUUCUGACAAACAACUCGGGAAAGGCGUUUGAAUACUUUGGAAAAUCCAGAACAAUUUCCGAUGCUUUAUUGGCAGCUAUGAUAUCAAGCUUUUUUGCUGCUUUGAUCUGAUAUUUUGAUUAGUGAUGGCCAACAACUGUCGCGAUGGACGUGUUCAAGGUGCGUCUGAACUGCAUCGAUCACUACCAAGCCACGCCCACGCAAUAUGACCCCUGUCUCCGAAACGAUGUUCGGCAUUCCCAACUAUUCAAGGAGCCCAAGGUUCCGGUGAUUCGCGUCUUUGGCUCAACCCAGACUGGUCAAAAAGUCUGCGCGCAUAUACAUGGCGCGUUUCCCUAUCUCUUCAUUGAGUAUAAUGGGAAGUUGGAUCAAGAAGAAGUUGGCGCAUUUUCAUACCGACUGCAUCUGUCGAUUGACCAUGCCCUCGCUGUCAGCUAUAGGCAGGAUGCCUAUGCUCGGGACACGCCCAAGUAUGUGGCGCGUAUAACGCUCGUUAAGGGCGUUCCCUUCUAUGGCUUCCAUGUUGGCUACAAGUAUUAUCUCAAGAUUUAUAUGCUCAACCCCGUUGUCAUGACGCGACUGGCCGAUCUGCUGCACCAAGGUGUCAUUAUGAAACGAAAAUUUCAACCAUACGAGGCUCAUUUGCAGUACAUCUUGCAAUUCAUGACCGACUACAACCUUUAUGGCUGCGGGUACAUCGAGGCCAGCAGUGUCAAAUUCCGUGCCCCAGUGCCUCAGAUAGACGACGAUGACAUGGACAGCGUCAUGACUCCCCAUAUCUGGCACAACCAGUCGAUAUCCCAAAAGCAGAUCACAGAUCAUCACUCUCUGCCUAGGGCCAGUCAUUGCCCCAUCGAAGUUGAUAUAUGCGUACAGGACAUCCUCAAUCGUAAAGAUGUCAAGGAACGCAGACUUCAUCAUGAUUUUGUCGAGCGGCUGAACCCCUUACCUACCGAUAUGAAGCUGGUAGCUAGCAUGGCAGGGCUGUGGAGGGACGAAACGAAACGUCGAAAAAGACAGCUGGGCAUCUCCGAUCCGAAAAGCAGUCCAUUUCCUGCUGAGGCGCUUGUCUCCAUGUCGCACGAUCCGCGAGACUCGCAGCCUGCCGGCUGGCUACACGAGGAAGAGUUCCGUGCAGAGAUUGAAGAGCUCAUAACAACCGAGAGAGCCAAUGACGACACAGACAUCACAUUCGACUCGUUUGUGCCAGAACCGCCUCCUCUUGAUUCGGCCAUCAAGACUGUACUUGAGUCUGUCGAGGAUCUCUACCCUCAACACUUGGAGGCAUCCUUGGGGGAGAUGUCGACUAUUUCGGUUGAUUUUGACCCUGCAAGCAGUAUUGACGUUGAUGAGAGAGGUGCGCGCCGGCUAGGCAGACCGGAGACUAUGGACGAAGACCCUUGUCCGGAUGAUUCUGAUGAAGAAAGACUGCGAGAAGCCCAGCGUUUGGAGGAGGCAAAGAAAGAAAAGGCUUUGCAGGACUAUCCCACCACAGCUUCGAUAAACGGACUGGUUGGACUUGAUACCAGUAGUCUGAUUACUGGAAAGCGACCAGAGAUACCCAUAACACAGGAGCUCAUCGAUGCUGCUAUUGAGGAAGAUCUGUUGAGCGAGGUUCCAGCUCCUUUGCAAACGCCAAUCUUGCGAGAGGGAUUGAAGCGACAUGCCCACCCAAAAUAUGAGGAUCAUCCUUCAAAACGACCAAGGAUACGACCAGCUCGCAUAAACAACUUGACAUUUGUCCCCCCUGAGGACGGUCUACGAGCCCGGUAUGAACGCCGUGCUGCGAAUGUGGCCAAAGCCGAAAGCCAACCCCCAUCGUCUUCCCAACGACAGACAGUGGAUGAGGCCGCCCCGUUCCGUACGCCUUUGCCGCGCAAGUCAUCUAUGAUGCACAACUCGGCAUCCAAGUCUGUUAAUCGUAAGCUCAGUUUUGCUGUCGUCAAAGAUCCGAAUGACCCUGAGACAAAGCUUCGAUUGAGCCAAAAUUCCAACUCGCAAGGCAGCGACACAUCUGAAACCCCGAAGCUUCUUUCUUUUGAUUCGUCGUUGCCAGAUCCGGAGGAGGCCUCACCGCAGAAGGAAGAAAACCAAGAAUUCUACCAGGUGGGCCAGUUGCCAAAUCCCUUUGGACCCUCCGACAAGUCUCAGGAACAUGACCACUCAGAAGAUGAAGUCUUUGCACAUACCUCAAUGGUACCUGUUAGCCAUGUUCUCCCCCCGACCGCAGAGGAGGUCUGCGCAACUAUGGCGGACUACGGAAUACCCGAUGUUGUAUACCGGGACGCAUAUUACAGUAAAGAGAAAGAUGUGCCACUUCGUCCAAGAGAGUUUGCUGGGCGUCAAUUUCGGCUCCGGGGUAACACGUUACCAUACCUACCCGAGUUCACUGCUGAUAGGGCUGCACCGGAUGCAUGGGCCGUUCCAGAGGCACGACUACCAGACAAAUCAAAACUUAAAAUUGAGGAGGAGAUACGCCGGAAUAAAUGUACAAUCAAGACAUGGGAAAUUGCACAACCACCUCCGACGUUUGAAGAAGUAUCGGGCUGGUGGGAGGAAAAGGAGAUUAAGAAGAAAGAGUCCGGAUCGAGGCCAAAGAGCCAUCCGGCCUCUCCACAGUCGACACAGUUGGCUCGUCGCCAGCUUUCACAGAUCGAAGGAGCGACGCCCAAGAACAAACAUGGCUUCAGGUACUCGCAGAAGCAAAAGACUACCAGCGUUCAGCAUGAGGUUGCUUACAUGAGCACAAUGAGUAUCGAGAUCCAUGUUAACACCAGGGGAAAACUUGUCCCUGAUCCGGAGAAGGACGAGGUCAAGUGCAUAUUCUGGUGCGUUAGGUCAGAUGAUAAAUCUAACGAGGCUAGCAGCCAGGCUCCUGAUGGUUUACAAUCGGGCGUCGUGGUUCUAUCUGAAGAAGGCACCCUGGCUGAACGCAUCAAGCACCAAAUAAAGGGUGAGCUAUUGGAAGAAACAUCCGAGCUCGACCUCAUGGUUCGUAUGGUUGAGAUUGUUCGAACGCACGACCCAGAUAUCCUGACAGGCUACGAGGUCCAUGGUGGCUCUUGGGGCUAUUUGAUUGAGCGCGCAAGAUGCAUGUACGACUAUAAUCUCUGUGACGAGUUCUCCCGUAUGAAGUCGCAGUCUCAUGGAAGAUAUGGCAAAGACGCAGACCGAUGGGGUUUCAACACUACUUCGACAAUCCGAGUGACGGGUAGACACAUGAUCAACAUCUGGCGUGCGAUGCGAGGAGAGCUCAACCUACUUCAAUAUACAAUGGAAAAUGUCGUCUGGCAUCUGCUACACCGUCGGAUACCACACUACUCGUGGCAGACGCUCACCACGUGGUAUGGUAGUGGACGGCACGGCGAUCUUGAUAAACUACUACGCUACUACCAAACAAGGACGAGGCUUGAUAUUGAGAUCCUUGAGGAGAAUGGGCUGAUCUCGCGAACGAGCGAGCAGGCAAGAUUGCUUGGCGUCGACUUCUUUUCAGUGUUCUCACGUGGAUCACAGUUCAAGGUUGAGUCUAUCAUGUUUCGGAUCGCCAAGCCCGAAAACUUUAUGCUCGUAUCACCGAGUCGAAAGCAGGUUGGCGGGCAAAAUGCAUUAGAGUGUUUGCCGCUGGUGAUGGAGCCACAAAGUGCAUUUUAUAACAGUCCAGUGCUGGUGCUAGACUUCCAGAGUUUGUAUCCCAGCGUCAUGAUUGCCUACAACUACUGCUACUCGACGUUCCUGGGGCGGAUCGUGGAUUGGCGUGGAACCAACAAGAUGGGAUUUGCCGAGUAUAGAAGGCGAAAGCGGCUACUCGAGUUGUUGCAAGAGCACAUCAACAUUGCACCAAACGGCGUCAUGUAUACCAAACCUGAGAUCAGGAAGUCGCUGCUUGCCAAGAUGUUGACAGAGAUUCUGGAAACAAGAGUCAUGGUCAAGAGUGGCAUGAAACAAGACAAAGACGACAAAACCCUCCAGCAAUUGCUAAACAAUAGGCAACUGGCUCUCAAGCUGCUGGCAAACGUCACAUAUGGCUACACGUCUGCGUCAUUCUCGGGCAGGCUUCCGUGUUCGGAGAUUGCCGAUAGCAUUGUACAGACAGGCCGUGAAACUCUGGAGCGAGCCAUUGCCUUCAUUCACUCUGUCCCGAGAUGGGGCGCUGAAGUUGUCUACGGGGACACAGACAGCCUUUUUAUCCACCUCAAGGGUCGCACAAAAGAGCAGGCCUUUGAGAUUGGAAACGAAAUGGCCAAGGCAAUUACUGACAUGAACCCGCGGCCCAUGAAGCUCAAGUUUGAGAAGGUCUACCUACCAUGCGUUUUGCUAGCCAAAAAGCGCUACGUUGGGUACAAGUACGAACACGUCGAUCAACAAGUUCCCGAUUUUGAUGCCAAGGGCAUAGAGACAGUCCGCCGUGACGGGACGCCAGCGGAGCAAAAGAUCGAGGAAAAGGCGCUGCGGCUGCUCUUUGAGACGGCGGACCUAAGCCAAAUCAAGGAGUACUUUCAACGACAAUGCAACAAAAUCAUGCGUGGUCAAGUGUCAAUCCAAGACUUUUGCUUCGCCAAGGAGGUCAAGCUGGGCACAUAUAGCGACCGCAACGGUGUAGGCCCCGCACCGCCUGGCGCGCUCAUUAGCACAAAGAAGAUGCUGGCCGAUCCGCGAGCGGAACCACAAUACGGCGAACGUGUUCUUUAUGUCGUCGUCACAGGCGCCCCUGGCGCGAGGCUUGCCGACAGGUGCGUCCCGCCCGAAGACAUGCUAUCGCCCGCCGGUGCGCACCUACGACUUGAUGCCGACUACUACAUAUCCAAGAACCUGAUUCCGCCGCUGGAGCGCAUCUUCAACUUGGUCGGAGCGCACAUCAGAGGUUGGUACGAUGAGCUUCCCAAAGUGCAGCAGGUAAGGCGCGUCGUGGUCGAUUCUGGGAACGGGCACAACAGCUGGUUCGGGAGCAUCAUGGGGAACAAUGGCGCACAAAAGGCCAAAAAGGUCACGCUUGAAAGCUAUCUGCAAGUGAUGAACUGUGCAGUAUGCAAUGUCCGCAUCCGCCCCGCUACCCAGAAAAAGAAAACGCCGGCACCCCGGCAGCAACUACCACCAGUACAGUACCACCCCCUGUUUGGGUUCGGCCGUUUUGGGCCGCGACCUCCACCUCAACCGGCACCCAAGAAGAAGAAGAAGAAGAACCCUGCAAACGAUGUCGUGGUAUGCGGACGAUGCACGCGCCACGCUCAGGAAUCGCUCCUCAAGCUCCACAGUAGGCUGGCGCACGAGCGCAAGCGGUUUUCCGAGGUGGCAGAUGUGUGUCGGAGCUGUGCCGGCUUGGCACCGGGCGACGUCGCAAGUGUACAUGACUGCGAUAGCAAGGACUGUCCGGUCUUUUACACGCGGGUCAAACAGGCCACGAAGCUUCGAACGGAAAUGAGUAUUGUCGAGCCGGUGAUCAAGCAAUUGGAAGCGAGGGUUGCCAAAAUGAGGAAACAGGCUUGGGAAUGGUAGUUGCUUUUUUUCCUCUCUUUUUGCUUAGUUCAUUGUUUUCUUAUGUGGGAAUUGUGCAUAGCGUAAAGGGUAUACCGUUUUUGUGUUGGGUUUUUUAUACAUCACGGUGUCACACAGGAAAUAAGCAUGGAUAUUUAUUUAUCCAGUCAUUAUUGUAUCAGGCUUAUUACGUAAAGUACAUUAUAUCUUCUUCUUUGUCGUCUCCGAUCUCGGUGUCGUCGAGAUGGACAAAUCGUUUACAAGAUGGACUGAACAACUGGGUACUCGGGAAACUUGGGGUUGUACACGGCCUGACACCUGGCGUUGAACUCGCCAGUCUCGCCCGGGAUCCUCGAAAGCUCAUCGCCGGGCACGCCCAGCUUGACCAAGGGUCCCGACUUGGGCUUC